Diabrotica virgifera virgifera (western corn rootworm) is the source of this 1689-nucleotide messenger RNA. RefSeq lists its product as uncharacterized. Lineage: Eukaryota; Metazoa; Arthropoda; Insecta; Coleoptera; Chrysomelidae. The record is from RefSeq and is a predicted model, not a curated record. Bases 114 to 1586 code for a protein of 490 amino acids. The transcript has 6 exons.
AUUCUAAUAAUUGACGUAUGCAAUAUAUUGUAUAUUUAUAUUUAUAUUUUACAUAUAAUUUUAUACAAAGAAAGUAUUAUGAAACACUUUUAAAGGUAUUAUUAAUUUAAAUAAUGAUGUCAACUAAAAAAUCUAAUACCAGAUCACAAAACAGAGGUGUGAACGUUCAGUCAGACACAGAAAACUCCCAAAGUUUAGCAACUUCAAGAGGUGAAGGAAAUAUACAUUCUAAUACUGACAGAGACUAUGGUAAAUCUAUAGACAAAAUUAAAAAUGAUGUAAAGACCGUAAUUGAGUUAAUGGGACCCACCAGUCCAGACAUUGAAAACAGUAGUACUGUAGAAUCUUACCGUAAAGCAACUGAAGAAUCCAACAAUUUAUAUAAAGAGAUCUCAGAAGAAAUGAACCAAACAUUAACUGAAGAUUAUCAGUUAACUACUGACUGCGAUCAAUCCAUAAUUCCCAGAGAUAAUGUGACUGUUCAAGAUACUGAUCUAUUGUCAACUGUUGAAAAUUGUUCUGUUACUGCAAUCGAAAAUGCUUCUGUACAUUGUACGAACAUAUGUGCCCCUCCUGUGCAACCAACAAAUUUUGUUUAUAAUUCCGAAUGUAUGUGUCCACAAAUGGCCAAUUUUAUCCAUAAUUAUGCAGCUCAAGGGAAGAACAGAAAAACUACGAAGAAAAAUUUAUUUAGGUCAUUUUUAACGGUUUUUCAGAAUAAAAAAUGCAUAAAUAAUUCUCCUUCAAAGUCAAAAUAUUACAAAAUCAAUAUACAAAAAUCUCGUAAAAAUAUUGCUCCAACUCGUUUGGUAUUUGACUUAGUUGACAACGUCCAUACUCAAGUAAACCACGAUCAUGGGGAUUGUCUUCCAGAAAAAAAAUAUAUCUUGACAGAAGAUCAUUUUUGUUUGCAACCAGAAAAUGAAACCAAAUACACGAAAACCAAGGAACAGUUUAUACAAACGAAUAAACGAAAUAGUAUGACUAACUGUCAAACAUGUCCCACAAAAAAGAAAUUUUACAGAAAAUCCCCAUACACAUACGUAAAUGAAAUUAAAAAGAACGUAUACUACUUCGAUCAUGGCUGUUCUAGCUACUUUCAGACAACUGAUAGAAUGCCGAUUAUCACCACUGAAGAUCUAGCUUUGCGAACCGAAGCUUAUACGACAAAAUUUUGGGCUGAACUAUUUGGAAGCUUCAAUAUCGGUUGUUCCUUUUUUAUGUCCUUCGUACUACAGUCUAUAAGAUUUUUGCUCUACAGUAUACUUAAACCUUUGACAGUAGGAAUUAUUCAAAUUGUAUCGGAUUAUUUCUUCAAACCUAUGCUAACUACAUUGUUCAACUCUGUAAUACAACCAAUUCUGAUACUUUUUUAUAAUAUUCUGACAUCGAUAAGAGAUAUUUUCAAGCCAGUGGCUGAAGCAAUAGGGUACUUUAUUAGAGAAAUAGCAGUUUUAGUUGGUGCUUUUAGAAUAGUCGAAGUCAAAACGGACAAAGCAGAAAAAUAUAGCAAAAAAAUAGAUAGAAAGCAUAAAAUACUACUUAAAACUAAAAGUAAAGAUGAAGAAGUUAACAAUUUUGUUUAAUCAAUAAAUACAUCGUGAUAUAAGUAGAUAGGUUUUGCUUAGAUUUAUGUAUUAUACUAAGUGUCAAUAAUAUUCAAUAAAGAAAUUAAUACAUUAUGGCAUA